CUACCACAGUCAGCUCUCUGUUUGGAGUACCAACCACAGAAAUCAAUAACCACGUGGUCCAGUGUGUCGUCACCAACGCAGCCCUGUUGAAAGAAGAAACCCUUCCCUUCACCUUGCAGGUCCACUGGAAUCGGUAUGAAGGAGAGGGAGGAUGCAACAAGAAUCUGGAUGAUAUUGCGUCAUGACUUUCAUCGUGAAACCCCAGGAAGUCCCGCCCGCGUGUGCCUCAUGACGUGACUACUCAGCUCCGCAGAGACGAGAUGGAAAAAUACUUUGGCGCAUUUUUAUCUCUGAACAUGGAUGCCGUGUAGCUCCACGAUGCUUUUACUGAUGUUAGUGUUAAACCUGAGCACAGCUGAAGCUCUACAGAUGAUUGGAGGAAACAUCACCGUGGGACAAGGAGAGACUGCUGUCUUACCGUGCAAAGUCACUGACACCACGGAGACGGUUACUCAGAUUUCAUGGCAGAGAAAAACCAGAAAAAAAGCUGAGAAUGAGAACUUCUUCACAGUCGUGUCCACAAAUGGAAUAAUGGUUGUCAAUGGAGAAGAUAAACGUUUUAAAUUUGUUGGGAGCGUUAAUGACUGCAAUGGAACACUCCAGUUUUCCAAUGUCACACUGAUGGAUGAAGGCAGCUACGCAUGUGUCUUCACUAUGUUCCCCAGUGGAAACCACAAGACAGAAGUGCCUCUAAACGUGCUUGUUCCUCCAGUCUCAAGCCUCCAGUACAAUAUUCCUGUUCUGGGCAAUGAUGAGGUUUCCCUGGCUCUGUGCACGGCUGCUGGUUCCAGGCCUCCCGCGGAGGUGAAGUGGUUGACUGGUACUCUGGAAGGAAAAGUGAGGGCAACAACCAACUCCACCAAGCAUGACAACGGUACGACUACCACAGUCAGCUCUCUGUUUGGAGUACCAACCACAGAAAUCAAUAACCACGUGGUCCAGUGUGUCGUCACCAACGCAGCCCUGUUGGAAGAAGAAACCCUUCCCUUCACCUUGCAGGUCCAUUCUCUACAGGUGAUUGGAGGAAACAUCACCGUGGGACAAGGAGAGACUGCUGUCUUACCGUGCAAAGUCAUUGACACCACGGAGACGGUUAGUCAGAUUUCAUGGCAGAGAAAAACCAGAAAAAAAACAGAGAAUGAGAACUUCUUCACAGUCGUGUCCACACAUGGAGCAAAGGUUAUCAAUGUAAAAGAUAAACGUUUUACAUUUGUUGGGAGCUUUAAUGAAAGCAAUGGAGCACUCCAGUUAUCCAAUGUCGCACUGAUGGAUGAAGGCAGCUACGCAUGUGUCUUCACUAUGUUCCCCAGUGGAAACCACAAGACAGAAGUGCCUCUAAACGUGCUUGUUCCUCCAGUCUCAAGCCUCCAGUACAAUAUUCCUGUUCUGGGCAAUGAGGAGGUUUCCCUGGCUCUGUGCACGGCUGCUGGUUCCAGGCCUCCCGCGGAGGUGAAGUGGUUGACUGGUACUCUGGAAGGAAAAGUGAGGACAACAACUAACUCCACCAAGCAUGACAACGGUACGACUACCACAGUCAGCUCUCUGUUUGGAGUACCAACCACAGAAAUCAAUAACCACGUGGUCCAGUGUGUUGUCACCAACGCAGCCCUGUUGAAAGAAGAAACCCUUCCCUUCACCUUGCAGGUCCAUUCACUACAGGUGAUUGGAGGAAACAUCACCGUGGGACAAGGAGGGACUGCUGUCUUACCGUGCAAAGUCAUUGACACCACGGAGACGGUUACUCAGAUUUCAUGGCAGAGAAAAACCAGGAAAAGAAAUGAGAAUGAAAACUUUUUCACAGUCGUGUCCACACAUGGACCAGAAGUUGUCACUGUACAAGAUAAACGUUUUAAAUUUGUUGGGAGUGUUAAUGACUGCAAUGGAGCACUCCAGUUUUCCAAUGUCACACUGAUGGAUGAAGGCAGCUACGCAUGUGUCUUCACUAUGUUCCCCAGUGGAAACCACAAGACAGAAGUGCCUCUAAACGUGCUUGUUCCUCCAGUCUCAAGCCUGCAGUACAAUAUUCCUGUUCUGGGCAAUGAGGAGGUUUUCCUGGUUCUGUGCACGGCUGCUGGUUCCAGGCCUCCCGCGGAGGUGAAGUGGUUGACUGGUACUCUGGAAGGAAAAGUGAGGGCAACAACCAACUCCACCAAGCAUGACAACAGUACGACUACCACAGUCAGCUCUCUGUUUGGAGUACCAACCACAGAAAUCAAUCGCCACGUGGUCCAGUGUGUCGUCACCAACGCAGCCCUGUUGAAAGAAGAAACCCUUCCCUUCACCUUGCAGGUCCACUUCCCACCCAUGGAAGUAAACAUUCGUGAACAAGCCAAAGACUCAUUUGAAUGUGUGUCUGACGCCAAUCCAGAUGCAGACUUUACCUGGAGCAGACCAGACAACUCGUGGCCUCAGUCUGCUGUCCGAGUAGGUGCAACAUUACAGUUUCAGAGCAUGACCCCCGAGCUAAAUGGUGUCUAUGAGUGCGAAGCAUCGAACACCUUUGGAAGAAAACAUGGUCACCUCUAUGUGCAUGUGACUUCAGAGGGCUGCCGUGUUUGUUGGGCCUUAUUUGUUAUGUUGGUCAUCCUCAUUGCUUUUGCUGCUGGUGCAGGGUGGUACCUCUAUAAAACUGGGAAAUUUCAAAGGUUUUUUUCAAGUCCGGAAGAGGGCACAAGCAGAGAGAGAAAACCAGUACGAACAUCCUCCAGAUCACGUGAACGCACUGAUCAUGGAGAAGAAGAAGAAGAAGAAGACGAAGAAAGAGAAGAAGAGAGGCCAUUAUAGGCAGAGGUAGAGGAUUUAGUAGUUAAAGGUGUUUGGUUUAAUUCUUACUGGUUUGUCUUUUUUUCAUUUUCUUUUUAAAAUAUUUAUUUCCAAAAUCUGCCUGAAAAUAUGUGGAGACACAUUUGAAACUGUAUACCUUAGGGACCUCUUUGACAUCCGUUGCAGUGGCAAGUUGUAGCACAGUUGUUGUGGCGUCAUACAGACGCCACGGCUAACAUUUCAUUCCUGACUCAGCUGGUUAAUGAACAUUUGCAUGCAGCUGCUGUAUCUCUUUUCUGUGAGAGAGACGUUGUAAGCAUUUACACAUGAGACAUAGCAGCCUAACUUUUAACGUUGAUUAUUGUGAUUGUUAUUUAAUUGUCUGUGUUCUUCUACAUGUCUGAAAGGCAACACAGAGCCCAGAUUCACACAGAUUGUUUGGAGUAAAGCAGCUGUCCUCCUUUCACUUUUAUUCUACCAGGAAGUCCCAUUUAAUUCUGUUUCCUUUAGAAAGUUUAUGAUUUCGGCUUUUCUCUUAAAAGUUUUAAUUUAAUUAAGGAUUAAGGAUUAUACAGCUUUUGGUAUUUCAAGCCUGCAUGCAUGUUUGAAAUACCAAAAGCUGCCUUCCCAGUCAGUGUUUAAGACAACUGUUAUUGUAUUUAUGAGUCUAAUGAGAGAUGAGGACAGGAGGGGAGAUAUUAGCCUGUCCCUGCCUCAGCCACAUGCUUGUUGAACUGCAUUUGAGCAUGUGGAGCUGACAUGUUUUGUGGUUGCCGUUCUGUGCGCUUGUGUCACUUACACGCACCCAUUUUUAUAUGUGGAAGUUUAAAAACGAAUGGAACACUAUAGAGGAACUUGUUUCUUGCUCUUCUUUUUCUGGUGUGGCUUCCCCCUGAUAACAACAAAGCAUGUGAAUACUGAUUUGGACAUCAGUUACCAUGGCGAUGAUCCAAGCUUUGAAACAUCUGGGUCAGCUUUAGUCCCCCCAAAUUACCAACAACUUUUUUUCUUGUAGUCAGAUGUCAUUCCUUAAGUAUGUUCUACUGCUAAUAGGGGUGACUGAAAGUUGUGUGUCCCCAAUGUACAGAUGUUCCCUAAUCACCUCACAAGCGAUUGGUUAGCACUUAGUGGGCUGCUGCCACUGGAGAACUCAGGCACAUGAAGUGGGUUUGUGAGACAGAAACUCAGUUGGGUUUUGGCAGAGUGACAUUAGACAUUCUCAGAUGUGAAAUUGAGUGAAGCUUGAUUCUUAGCUGUAGACUGUUGAGAGAGAAGUCACCAUCAGGGCGACCGCUGUCCAUCCUUUCUUUCCAGUUAAGUGGAUUAACUUGGUGAGUUAGCCACAUGAAGUUGCCCGGUUGGCAUUAAGAUUUUGAUGUGAUUCUUUGAAUAAUGUGUUAUUUAAGACCAGUAAGGAUAUAACAUAUUGGGUGAUAUGCAGUAGACCUAAGUGUGGUUGUGGUAGUGAGGUGCCCAGUCGCCUUCCUCUGCCAAUCACUGCCUAAAAGUUAAGGAAGUGCAGCCUGCAUGGUUGAUCUAAUGAAGCAUAUAAGUCAGUUUGUGUGUAUUUGCAUUAUGGUUAAAGCUAAAGGGGGUUGUAAAGAUGUAACGGGCCAGAUGUGUAUUAGUUUCUGUUGAUGUGCAAACUCUAUGGACAGUGAAAAAAGAAAAGUCAGUCUACAUGAUAACUGUUGUGCACAACACACUGGUGUGCAGACUGUGGGAGGAUACUUUCUGUUCACAAUGUGGACUUAGUUGUGGAUCUGUUUCGUCUGCUGUCCUGAUGUCUUUACGGCUCUUGGGUGCCUUGAUGUUGUCUGGACACUGAAAUCUGGUUAAUGCACAAGGCACAGCAUCUGGAAUCUUAACUGAAGAAGUUUCAGUUUUAUGAGAACUUUUGUCUGAACUCUCCAAAUCUUAGAAAAAAUGGCACUUAAAAAAGCCCAACAUUGAUGCAAGGACCUCUCAAAGGAGAGAAAUUUAAGAGUUAUUUAAAACUGAUCUUCUGAAAGGAAAUAACCAAAAGGUGUUUUCCCUCCUUUGGUUAUUUCCUUUCAGAAGAUCAGUCCUGUUUAUUAAGAACUAAUACCUGGUAUGUUCUCUAUUCAACUUUCAUUUGUUAGUUGCACCUUCCUGUUUUAUGCUAAUGGAAUAUUUAAGUUAGUAAAUUUGAGUCAAGUUAAAUUAAUUUGUGCCGCACUGCAAGUUUUACUGAACAAAAAUGAAAGACGUAGCCGAGAAACGAAACGGAACUGAAGCUCUUCAUAAGUAUAUUCUUAGAUUCAUUUUUAGUGACUGUGCUGUAGGUCUUAUUGCUCUUAUGCAGAGUCUGCUACUCUCAACCUCCUUUCAAUACCUGAUGAAUUUAGUGAAAGGCAGGUGCCCUCGAGGUACAUGAUAGGACAAGACAGGAUAGACUUGCUUAUUGUUUAGAAAAACCGUACAAGAUUUUGAGAGGUGCUCUAAUAUGGUGCGACAAAUUUAAAAACACGUUCUCCACCUAUUCAUCCAUACAUACUCACACCUUAAUAAAUAACAAUAAUAAUGAUUAGAAUAAAAUAAAUAGAGAAUUCAAAAUCUAAGUAACAUUUAGAAACUAUUGCACAUGAGUAAUAAUAUUCAAAAAGGAAACAUUUAUUUUGUAUUUUCAAGUCCAUUCGUGAUGUGUAAAAACAAAAAAAAAACUGUGGAUGAAUGUAUGAGUCUUUUUUGAGUCACCAUCUACAGUCACCAUUUAUAAAUAGCAGUGAGAGGUCUGUUCUGUCCUUCCUAAAAUCAAUGAUGGGUUCUUCAGGGGGUUUUGUGUCCCGUAUCAGAUUAUCGACUGAACACCAUCUCACCAGUUUCUGGACCUUGUUCUUUUAUGCAGACUCAUCUCCUGCUGAUAUGAGCCUGACUACUGAAGUAUCAUCUGCAAAUUUAUUGAUGAUAUCAGUAGAAUGGGCACAUAUGGGCUCAUAUGUGUGCAGUGAGUACAGUGUUUGGAUCAGCACAUGGCCUUGCGUUGAGCCGGUGCUGAACGGAGAGCUAUGGUGACGGCAUCCUCCGUCAGUCUGUGCCGUCCAUAAACUGGUGCUGGUCGAAGGCUGAAGGGAGACUUGUUUGGAGAUGUUUUAAUAUUAGUCUCUCAAAGCACUUCAUAAUGAUGGGUGGGAGAGCAUCUGACGUGUAAUCAUUUGGACUCUCAGGUGUGGCUUUUGAACAGAGAUCGGCUGGUAAAUCUUUGCCUUCCAGCUCAGCUCUCUCUUCUCCACAAUCAGUCGAGUACAGCACCCGCAUUACUGCCAAACCAAACCGUCUGUCCUCACAGACGAUCAGAGACAGGCUAGCACAACAACACAAUAGAUAUCCUGAAGUUCAGUUAUGGUCUUUGCUUCUGGUGUGCCACUCUAAGUUUUCCAGUGGUCACAUCUGGCCAAACCUGUGAGAGAAUUCUGUGUACGCCACUGUAUGUGGGAUUGAAUUGAUGAAAAAUCAAUGUGCUGGGUUUCUCAGAGUUAGCACAUGAACCCAUUAGUCACCCUUCUUAGCAUUAACAAUGAUACUUGCUUAUUUUUUCAACAGUAGAAGAAAGAAAAAACAAUGAGUAUUGCAAACUGUAAAUACUGACUAAUAUUUUCAAGCUAAAAUGGCAGAAACAAAGAAUUUGUUCUAAAAUAACAAAUGAGGCCAUGAGACUCUCAAGUGACUUUGAAGAGAGACUUAACCUCAGCCUCAGUUAUCUUCAGCUUAUCAUUUUUAACUGCCUGUGCUUGCUGUAACGCCCUUAACUGCUGCAUUCGCUGAGUUCUUGACAUGUUUUCCACCAACAGCAUUAACUGCUGAUAUCAACAGCAGUUAACGUGUGAAAACAGCAUGAACUGCUGCUGAUAUCAGCAGCUGACUUUGAAGGAUGUUUACAUGCACACAACAGAGAAAAGGUUGCUCUAAGUAAUCAUGUGCUGGAACAAGCUUUUAUUCUUUGUUGUUAUUGACCUAUUGUGUAUUGACAUUCUCAUUUAAGGGUAAACUCACAAGUUCAUUAAAGGUCAAAAUGAAGUUCUGGGUUACAAAUGAUGAAGAAAACAAUUAUUCUGUAAUGAAUAGGAGCUGUGUUCUUAUCUAUUUAUUAUCAUAAGUCAGUCUAUUUAUUGUCAAGACAGUUGACUUGGACCCAAAAAUACCAACCUGCUAAGAUGGGGGACCAUGAAUGUCUUCACCAAACUUUGUGUUGACCCGUAGAACAUGUUUACAUUGCAUUAAUGAUACAUGAGACUUGCUGGUUACCCUUAAUGAAAAGUUGUGUGAUGAUUAGAUGUGGUUGGAAACCCCAUAGGGAGCCUUUAAUUGCACCACAGAGACGAGAGAAAUUCAAGUUUCUGAACUGAUCAUCUGAAAGGAAGCAAAGAAUCAAAGGGGGGAAACACUUAUUUUAAGGAAGACUGUCUGCUGUUUUCUCUUUUCAGAUUUUAUACUUUAAUUUUUUAGGUUAUGAAUGUACUUUUUAUUAUUUUUUAAAAUAUAUAUAUAUAAAUAUAUAAUAUAUAUGCAAUAAAUGAUUCCUCUCAACUGUG
Molecule: messenger RNA, 7316 nt
Organism: Scatophagus argus
Lineage: Eukaryota; Metazoa; Chordata; Actinopteri; Scatophagidae
Product: hemicentin-1-like
Exons: 12
Coding region: 301-2784 (827 amino acids)
Biological process (GO): heterophilic cell-cell adhesion; homophilic cell-cell adhesion
Cellular component (GO): adherens junction
Source: RefSeq, a predicted model, not a curated record